AUGCACAUUAAGACCACUCUUUUGAGUGAAGGAUCUUCAUCAUAUGUUUUCCUUACAGAGGAUCCUAAUUAUGUGAUGAAGGUAUUUAAAUCGAUACACCCUGUCUAAGCGAGAAUAUAGGAAGCGUAAAUUCUAGAGGAUCUCAAAAGUGAUCAUGUUGUAAAACUAAUCACUUUUACAGACGAUUACUUGAUAUUGGAAAGACUAAGACCUUAGGAUUUGUUCGAAGUGGUAAAAUCCCAAAAUCUAAAUCAUUAAUUAAUUAAGGAAACAUGCAAGACUUUGAUAAGGAUAAUAAAUGAUAUUCAUAAGAUGCAAGUGGUUCAUCGCGACAUUAAAUUAGAGAACAUUCUAAUCGACAAUACUGGAAAAUUAGUUUUAUGUGAUUUUGGAUUUGCUGAAUAGUUAUCAAGUUGCUCAGUCAAUAGAACUGUGGGUACUUUGAAUUAUAUGGCUCCAGAAUUACAUUAAGAAUCUUUACUGGGGGGAAAGAACAGUGAAAAAAUAAAUACACAAAUUCUAAUUAAAUCUGAUGUCUUCUCGCUUGGAGUGUCAAUUUUCUAAAUCAUUCUUGGAUUUCAACCAUUCACUUCAACUAAACCUGGUGCGAAUUGUAAAUUAUGGAGAUUAAUAUAACAAAAAAAAUGGACAUAAUAUUGGACUCUAAUUCAAAAAUUAUCAAAACUUUAAAUUGAACCUAUUACUUAGAAUUUCUUGGAAUCAUUCUUAUAAUCUGAUACUUCAUCUAGGACCACUCUGGAUGAAAUAUACACGCACCCAUUUUUAAAUUAAGUAUAAGAUGAUGUACAUUUAAUUUUCUGA
This is a messenger RNA of Paramecium tetraurelia, 822 nucleotides long. RefSeq lists its product as uncharacterized. The record is from RefSeq and is a predicted model, not a curated record. Gene Ontology annotation, biological process: mitotic DNA damage checkpoint signaling; protein phosphorylation. Lineage: Eukaryota; Ciliophora; Oligohymenophorea; Peniculida; Parameciidae. The transcript has a single exon. Gene Ontology annotation, cellular component: nucleus. Gene Ontology annotation, molecular function: ATP binding; protein serine/threonine kinase activity.